GACUGUCCACCUUACAAGUCUGCAACGGAGAAGGCAGGAAUGGAGCAAACACCACUGCUUCCAUUCUGUCCUUAAUCACGCUGUAGACAUGUGUCCCCACUGCAGAGAGUGAACUGCACCAAAGAGGAAAGUUCUCAGGGCCCCCAAACCACCUUGUCUCUCACGCGGGGGAGCCGGCAGAAUCAUGGCGUUUUAUAGCUGCUGUGGGAUCCUCUUGGCUCUUGCUUGGCACACCUCUGCCUACGGGCCUGACCAGCGGGCCCAGAAGAAAGGGGACAUUAUCCUCGGGGGGCUCUUUCCUAUUCAUUUUGGAGUAGCAGCCAAAGAUCAAGAUCUAAAAUCAAGACCCGAGUCUGUGGAAUGUAUCAGGUAUAAUUUCCGUGGGUUUCGCUGGCUACAAGCUAUGAUAUUUGCCAUAGAGGAGAUAAACAGCAGCCCGGCCCUGCUUCCCAACAUGACUCUGGGAUACAGGAUAUUCGACACUUGCAACACCGUUUCUAAGGCCUUGGAGGCCACCCUGAGUUUUGUUGCCCAGAACAAAAUCGAUUCUUUGAACCUUGAUGAGUUCUGCAACUGCUCAGAGCACAUCCCCUCUACUAUUGCUGUGGUGGGAGCAACUGGCUCGGGUAUCUCCACGGCGGUGGCAAACCUGCUGGGGCUCUUCUACAUUCCCCAGGUCAGCUACGCCUCCUCCAGCAGACUGCUCAGCAACAAGAAUCAGUUCAAGUCCUUCCUCCGUACCAUCCCCAAUGAUGAACACCAGGCCACCGCUAUGGCAGACAUCAUUGAGUAUUUCCGCUGGAACUGGGUGGGCACAAUCGCAGCUGAUGAUGACUAUGGGCGGCCAGGGAUUGAGAAAUUCCGAGAGGAAGCUGAGGAGAGGGACAUCUGCAUUGACUUCAGCGAGCUCAUCUCCCAGUACUCUGAUGAGGAAGAGAUCCAGCAGGUUGUAGAGGUGAUCCAGAAUUCCACGGCCAAAGUCAUUGUUGUUUUCUCCAGCGGCCCAGACCUUGAACCCCUCAUCAAGGAGAUUGUCCGGCGCAACAUCACGGGCAGGAUCUGGCUGGCCAGUGAGGCCUGGGCCAGCUCCUCCUUGAUCGCCAUGCCUGAGUACUUCCAUGUGGUUGGAGGCACCAUUGGAUUUGCUCUGAAGGCCGGGCAGAUCCCAGGGUUCCGGGAAUUCCUAAAGAAAGUCCAUCCCAGGAAGUCUGUCCACAAUGGUUUUGCCAAGGAGUUUUGGGAAGAAACCUUUAACUGCCACCUCCAAGAAGGUGCUAAAGGACCUUUACCCUCAGACACCUUCCUGAGAGGUCAGGAAGACAGUGGUGGCAGGUUUAGCAACAGCUCCACUGCCUUCCGACCUCUCUGUACAGGGAAUGAGAACAUCAGCACUGUCGAGACUCCUUACAUGGAUUACACACAUUUACGGAUAUCCUACAACGUGUACUUAGCGGUCUACUCCAUUGCUCACGCCCUGCAAGAUAUAUAUACCUGCCUACCCGGGAGAGGGCUCUUCACCAAUGGUUCCUGUGCAGACAUCAAGAAGGUUGAGGCUUGGCAGGUCCUGAAGCACCUACGGCACCUAAAUUUUACCAACAAUAUGGGAGAGCAGGUGACUUUUGAUGAGUGUGGUGACCUGGUGGGGAACUAUUCCAUCAUCAACUGGCACCUCUCCCCAGAGGACGGCUCCAUUGUGUUUAAGGAAGUCGGGUAUUACAACGUCUACGCAAAGAAGGGAGAAAGACUCUUCAUCAACGAGGAGAAAAUCCUGUGGAGUGGGUUCUCCAGGGAGGUUCCCUUCUCCAACUGCAGCCGAGACUGCCUCGCAGGGACCAGGAAAGGGAUAAUUGAGGGGGAGCCCACCUGCUGCUUUGAGUGUGUGGAGUGUCCUGAUGGAGAGUACAGUGAUGAGACAGACGCCAGUGCCUGUGACAAGUGCCCAGAUGACUUCUGGUCCAAUGAGAACCACACUUCCUGCAUUGCCAAGGAGAUUGAGUUUCUGUCGUGGACAGAGCCCUUUGGGAUCGCACUCACCCUCUUCGCGGUGCUGGGCAUUUUGCUGACAGCCUUCGUGCUGGGUGUGUUCAUCAAGUUCCGCAACACGCCCAUCGUCAAGGCCACCAACCGCGAGCUCUCCUACCUCCUCCUCUUCUCCCUGCUCUGCUGCUUCUCCAGCUCCCUGUUCUUCAUUGGUGAGCCCCAGGACUGGACGUGCCGCCUGCGCCAGCCGGCCUUUGGCAUCAGCUUCGUGCUCUGCAUCUCGUGCAUCCUGGUGAAAACCAACCGCGUCCUCCUAGUCUUUGAGGCCAAGAUCCCCACCAGCUUCCACCGCAAGUGGUGGGGGCUCAACCUGCAGUUCCUGCUGGUCUUCCUCUGCACCUUCAUGCAGAUCGUCAUCUGCGUGAUCUGGCUCUACACCGCGCCCCCCUCCAGCUACCGCAACCACGAGCUGGAGGAUGAGAUCAUCUUCAUCACGUGCCACGAGGGCUCGCUCAUGGCCCUGGGCUUCCUGAUCGGCUACACCUGCCUGCUGGCUGCCAUCUGCUUCUUCUUCGCCUUCAAGUCCCGGAAGCUGCCGGAGAACUUCAACGAAGCCAAGUUCAUCACCUUCAGCAUGCUCAUCUUCUUCAUCGUCUGGAUCUCCUUCAUCCCAGCCUACGCCAGCACCUACGGCAAGUUCGUCUCCGCCGUGGAGGUGAUCGCCAUCCUGGCGGCCAGCUUUGGCUUGCUGGCCUGCAUCUUCUUCAACAAGAUCUACAUCAUUCUCUUCAAGCCGUCCCGGAACACCAUCGAGGAGGUGCGCUGCAGCACCGCGGCCCACGCCUUCAAGGUGGCGGCCCGCGCCACGCUGCGCCGCAGCAACGUGUCCCGCAAGCGGUCCAGCAGCCUCGGGGGCUCCACGGGAUCCACCCCCUCCUCGUCCAUCAGCAGCAAGAGCAACAGCGAGGACCCCUUCCCGCAGCCCGAGAGGCAGAAGCGGCAGCAGCCGCCCGCCCUGACCCAGCCAGAGCAGCAGCAGCAGCAGCCCUUGACCCUACAGCCGCAGCCGCAGCCGCAGCCCAGAUGCAAGCAGAAGGUCAUCUUCGGCAGCGGCACGGUCACCUUCUCGCUGAGCUUCGACGAGCCGCAGAAGAACGCCACGGCUCACAGGAAUUCUACGCCCCAGAACUCCCUGGAGGCCCAGAAGGGCGGCGACCCACUGGGCAGACACCAGGCGCUGCUCCCUCUGCAGUGCGGGGAGACAGACUCCGAGCUGACCGUCCCGGACACAGGCCUGCAAGGGCCUGGCGGUGGGGACCACCCGCCAGAGACGGAGGACCCUGAGGAGAUGUCCCCAGCACUCGUAGUGCCCAAUUCACGGAGCUUCGUCAUCAGCGGCGGAGGCAGCACUGUCACAGAAAACGUACUGCAUUUGUAAAACGGAAGAAGGCCAGUCCAGGGAGAACAGAGAGGUUUCUUGGGCUCAUGGGGAAGUAGAGUCUCCCCGACUCCUUUCCUCUGAGGAAAUGGGGAUAACGGAUACAUCAAAUGCCCUGAACUUAGUUGCCCUGUCUUAAGUGACAGUGAAUUGACUAAUGUUCCUUUUAAAAUUAAAAAAA
Messenger RNA from Lemur catta (Ring-tailed lemur), 3599 nucleotides. It is a transcript of the gene CASR, whose product is annotated as calcium sensing receptor. Lineage: Eukaryota; Metazoa; Chordata; Mammalia; Primates; Lemuridae. Gene Ontology annotation, cellular component: membrane. The transcript is spliced from 6 exons. The coding region runs from base 185 to 3418 and encodes 1077 amino acids. The record is from RefSeq and is a predicted model, not a curated record. Gene Ontology annotation, biological process: G protein-coupled receptor signaling pathway; intracellular calcium ion homeostasis; detection of calcium ion. Gene Ontology annotation, molecular function: G protein-coupled receptor activity; calcium ion binding.